CUGACAAAAAUCUUGUCCUGAUCACAAAGUUAAUGGACAGCACUUUUGCUUUGCGGCGCAAAGAGAUCGUCUGUAAUGAGAUACCAGUUGAUGAAAUCCUGAAACGAUGGCCUGCCCUUAAAUUAGAGUCGCAGAUCUGUGCUGAGUUUCACAGAGUGACGAAUGUCAACCUAAAGAAUCGUUUCUUUGCUCAACUGGACCAACAUACCCCCCGGCUUCAGAGCCUGUUUCGGAAAAAAGCUUCUCGGACAGGAAAAGCUUCUGAACUCCUGGAUGAGCUCUUCAGGAUUUAUGACCUCCAGGAUCAAGUUGAUGUCCAUGUUAGACGUGCUGUGGUACUCCGGGCUCUCCCUCCGUAUAUGCAUGAGAGUGAUGUUAGCUUUUUCAAGAUGUGGGACGUGGAGCAGACUGAAGAACUGAACACCAGUGAUGUACCACUUGGGCUCCUCCUAAGCAAUCAGACAUCAUCAGAUGCCCAUUUUUUCUGCCCAGAGAGGAUUGCAGUUCUGAUUGAGGGUAACAUUGUUAUUGAGUCCUCCACACUGGCUGAUGCAUUCGUCAUUCUAUUUGCACUUACAUACACCCUGCACCUUAACUAUCCAAAACAAUUGCUCAACACAUUUGACUUCGUCCAAAAGGUCUUGAUGGGUCUUGAGGAUGGAAAGUUGAGGCCUAGAGUUUUGAGUCUGAAAAAUGACCUGUUAGCAGUAGUGUACGCACAUUUGUUUUUCUUGCUGUAAACAUCUAACAGAUGGGUUUUAUAGAUAUUGUUGCUGAAGUUUUAAUGCCAUAAAGUUGAAUGAAGUCCUGUUUUGUACAUUUUUGUACUUGUGUAAUAUGUUUGUGUAUCUAAUACAUAUAUUUGUAUUGACAAAUAUUCUAAAUGUGUCC
This is a messenger RNA of Carassius auratus (goldfish), 891 nucleotides long. RefSeq lists its product as uncharacterized. The transcript has 4 exons. Bases 33 to 740 code for a protein of 235 amino acids. NCBI's taxonomy places the organism in Eukaryota, Metazoa, Chordata, Actinopteri, Cypriniformes, Cyprinidae. The record is from RefSeq and is a predicted model, not a curated record.